GACAGUCCAGACAUGGCUGGAAACGGGAGGCAGCUCCGUUUGACCGAGCCCCAUCUCCGACUCCAAGCCGCCUCCAAAAACUAACAACAACAAAAGGACAACUUUUUCUUUUGCGCAAGUGACCGGGCCCGGGACAAAGACAGCAAGACCGGAGACGUUUGUGCACGAGAGAGUGUGAGAGGCAGGGUUUAUCAUUUUUUGUUUUUAAAAGAGUUGAGAGAGAAGCGACAGGUUGGGAGGGUCGCUGCAGGUCUACACGCUGUUCAACGCACAUGAUGGCACCAAAGAUGGCAGAUGGAUUUGCUUUCCCUAUUUAAGUAUGACAUCUCCGGUCUAAAGGUGUCAUACAUAUUGUGAACCCUAGUCGAUGGAUUUACUACCUUUAAUACAAGAAUAUUUUACCUGUACUUUCUCCAUAGGCUAGAAAUCGUGAAGCAUGGGCGACUGGAGCUUUCUGGGGCGGCUGCUGGAGAACGCUCAGGAGCACUCGACGGUCAUCGGCAAAGUCUGGCUGACCGUCCUCUUCAUCUUCAGGAUCCUGGUGCUGGGGGCGGCGGCCGAAGAGGUCUGGGGCGACGAGCAGUCCGACUUCACCUGCAACACCCAGCAGCCCGGUUGCGAGAAUGUCUGCUACGACGAGGCCUUCCCCAUCUCCCACAUCCGCUUCUGGGUGCUGCAGAUCAUCUUCGUGUCCACGCCGACCCUCAUCUACCUGGGCCAUGUGCUACACAUCGUCCGCAUGGAGGAGAAGCGGAAAGAGAAGGAGGAGGAGUCGCGCAAAGCACACCGGUUUCAGGAGGAGAAAGAACUCCUUUAUAGAAACGGAGGAGGAGGAGGCGGCAAGAAGGAGAAGCCGCCCAUCAGGGAUGAGCACGGCAAAAUCCGUAUCAGAGGCGCGUUGCUGCGUACUUAUGUGUUCAACAUUAUUUUCAAGACCCUGUUUGAAGUGGGAUUCAUUUUGGGCCAGUAUUUCCUCUAUGGCUUCCAGCUGAGGCCCCUGUACAAGUGUGCGCGUUGGCCCUGCCCCAACACCGUGGACUGCUUCAUAUCCAGGCCCACGGAAAAGACUAUUUUUAUUAUAUUUAUGCUUGUGGUGGCUUGCGUGUCUCUUUUGCUGAAUUUGUUAGAGAUCUAUCACCUUGGAUGGAAGAAAGUUAAACAGGGGAUGACGAACGAGUUUGCCCCCGACCACGAGUCGCUGCGCCGUGUCAACAUCGCCGAGCCCGAGUGCUUGCCCUCGGCCUCCAGAACUGCCCCCUCCAGCCUCAGCUACCCCCCCAACUACACGGAUGUGACGGCGGGCAGUGGGGCCUUCCAGCUGCCCCUGGGGCCGGCAGCCAUGCCCUCUACGGAGGAGUUCAAGAUGGAAGAGCUCCAGCAGGAGGAGCCCUCCCCCUCCUCCCACUACUACAUCAGCAACAACAACAACCACAGGCUGGCCGCGGAGCAGAACUGGGCCAACCUGGCCACCGAGCAGCAGACUCGGGAGAUGAAGGCCACCUCCCCCUCCCCAUCAUCCUCUUCCUCCACCGACAAGCAGCAGCAGAGCGUCAACGCUGCGCUGCUUCCUCCAGCCAGCAACACCACGAGUAACACCAACAUCGACAACUCCACCGCCACUGCCGCCUCGAGCAGCAGCAGCAGCAGCCCGGGCACCGUGUCCAACGCAGGCAGCUGGAGCGGGGGUAAGAGCGAGCUGGAGGAGGGCUACGUCACCACCACCACUGUGGAGAUGCACCAGCCUCCAGUGACGGUCAGCACAGACCCCCGGCGGCUCAGUCGGGCCAGCAAGAGCAGCAUCCGGGCCCGGCCGAGCGACCUGGCUGUCUAAAUCUCUUCCUCCCUUUCAUGUCCCUGAACCCUCCCUUUCCCAAACCCCACCCCCUGAAAUACAGUGAUUCUCAGAGAUAAGAAUCCCACACCUGCAAAAACACACACAAAAAUGGAAAACCAAAAGAAGGCGAGGUGACAAAAGACAGGAGAGCAGAAAAGGUUUAAUGUGAAAGGACUCGACCCGCAGCAGUCGUUGAUUUAGUGCAAUCGGUGAGUUGCAGAGUAGGUUUGUUUUUUUUGGAUUGUCUUAAUUUAUGCACAUUAAAUGUGAUCAUGCAGUGCUUAUGAAGUCAGAAGGCUCCGCUUAUGGCGAUUGGAUGGAGCGAAGGACAUUGUGAUGUCAUAAUUUUGCAUCAAAAUGGACACAUCUCACCAACGUGUUUGGUUUUGGGGGGGGGGGGGGUCGAAACAAUGACUGGAUACAUUUUAUUUUAUCUGGAGGAGGCACAGGUCGGCGGCGUUGUUGUACAGAUGAGUUAUUCCACGUGUAGCCAGACAAUUUGCUUAUAAAGCUUGUUCUUUUUUUCAUCUGGUUUCACAGUUUAAUCUGCAGCAGACGUGCACUGCCUGCUCCAGCGUUUGUCCUCUGACCUACAAGGUCUUAAGCCCAUGCACGAAGAAAUAUCAUCAGCAAACAUUACUUGUGUUGUGUUCCCUGUGCAUGCCAGCAUGUGUAGCCCUACAACUCACCGAUUCACCCAGAAAUGCUCACGGCAAAGCUGGUUAGCUUGGUUUUACCCAUGAUCCAUUGCAGAGACAUAUUAUAUUGUAAUUGAGAUGGAUGGAUAGCAAUGGACUGAUGUGAUAUUCCCCAAGUCCUCAGCAUAGUGUGGACGGGAUAUGGGUCAAACCUGCUGGUAGAAGUCAUCCCUGUGAUUCCCAGAAUGCACCUGGGUAACUACAAGCACUUCAUUGUCAAUAACAUAGGCAUCUAAACGUUUCCACCAUGCCGUUACUUUGCAAAAGCCUUCCUCUGUCUGCGUUUCCUUCAGGCACUCACUGCACAAAUGAGAUAUGGCCUUCAAACUAUCUUUUAAGAUAUUAAACAGAAUGCAUGGCAGCCACUAUCUGAUGAAAAGGAAAACGAUAUUGUCCUUAUUCCGUUCAGACGAUAGCCUUCAAACGUGUAUAUUUUAACAUUCCCCCCUUUUAAUCAUCACACCAACAUAUUGAGAGCAAGUUUUGGGGGUUUAACAAUAUUCACCGUCACACAUUUCCCAUUGCUUCAUCAUCGGUUUUACUCUGAAAAGUGCUCAUUUCUUUAAUUGAAUAUUACUCAACAACAAAAAGUAAGAAAUACAGACGCAGAUGACCUUCUAAUUUGUUGUGUUCAUCUUAAUUCCUAGAGAUCUUUAGAAACUUUGAGCAGCAGUCGUGUCUCUGUGCUGUUUGGUUCAUUCACAACCCGGGCACGUCUCUGCUUUACAGACACCUUAACCCACUGUUUGACCCUGUGAGUUCCCCUCUCGGUCAACAUUUUAAGUAAAAAGUUGAAUCCUCUGCAAAUCUGCAUCGGGCCUUUUGCAUCCACAGGGCAAAACAAGGCUAUUCAGUAUUAAUAUGGUUGUGCAUUUUAGGAAAAACUACUUUCCCAGCAGUUAAUGUGCAGGUUAAUACACUGGAGAGAGAGCAAUUAUUUUUGGGGGUGGGGGUUACAAAAAGAUGGUACUGUAUGGUGUUAGAGUAUCUGUACCCAUAUCGGUAAAAUGUCUCAUCUUACUUAAGUUGCUUAAAUGACAUUUAGUGCAAACAGAAACACAAAGAGGAGAACAAACACGACACAGCGCAUGAGUAAAAGCAGCCUUUACAAAUCCAUGUUUCUUGUUCAAAAUGACAAAAGAAAAUCUGUUACCUACAUUUGUUUUUGAUCCCUAAAGUUUACAUUUUGGUAGUUGAUAAACAUUUGCACAUUUAGGAAAAGAAAAAUUGCUGUUCUACGAUGAUGAUAUCGGUAGUAGUAGUAUAGAGGGAGAGAGAGAGAGAGAGAGAAAGAGAGUG
Molecule: messenger RNA, 3831 nt
Organism: Eleginops maclovinus (Patagonian blennie)
Lineage: Eukaryota; Metazoa; Chordata; Actinopteri; Perciformes; Eleginopidae
Gene: gja3
Product: gap junction protein, alpha 3
Exons: 3
Coding region: 437-1831 (464 amino acids)
Biological process (GO): cell-cell signaling
Cellular component (GO): connexin complex
Molecular function (GO): gap junction channel activity
Source: RefSeq, a predicted model, not a curated record